This is a messenger RNA of Condylostylus longicornis, 2895 nucleotides long. RefSeq names its product collagen alpha-1(I) chain-like. The coding region runs from base 1 to 2895 and encodes 964 amino acids. NCBI's taxonomy places the organism in Eukaryota, Metazoa, Arthropoda, Insecta, Diptera, Dolichopodidae. The transcript has 6 exons. The record is from RefSeq and is a predicted model, not a curated record.
AUGAAAUUUCUGUCUUGCUUAGUUUUUGGUAUUAUCUUGGUUGCUGAGACAUAUGCAACAACUCCAGCAUGUUAUGGCCCACCAGGAGAGCCGGGAGAUCCAGGACCAGAUAGCACAAUUACAGGUGACCCAGGUCAUCCUGGGCCUAAAGGCCAGAAAGGUCCUCCUGGCCAAGAAGGUCCUUGCGGUCCAGCAGGCCCCAACGGUUUACCAGGGCUCACAGGAGAUCCAGGAAUACCAGGACCACCAGGUGCAACAGGGAAGAAAGGUUUUAAAGGAUACUGCGGUCCAAUGGGAGCUAAAGGAAUAGCUGGCGACAAAGGUGAUCAAGGACUACCUGGUGCAGAAGGAAAUCCCGGUCCUAAUGGAGAUCCAGGAACCCCAGGUAAUCCAGGACUUAACGGCGACGUGGGCGACCAAGGCAACCCUGGUCCAAAUGGUCCACAGGGAGAUGAAGGACCACAAGGUCCAGCUGGUAGUGAUGGAGGUGUGGGACAACCAGGCGGUCCUGGUGACGUUGGUGAUAAUGGCGAUGCGGGUGCAAAGGGUCAAGUUGGUCCAAUAGGUCCACAAGGGCCAAAAGGGGCGAAGGGUUGUGUUGGCGAAAAGGGUUCACAAGGACCAAAAGGCGCAUGUGGUGAUCCUGGAGAUCCAGGACAGCCAGGAGCUCAGGGAAAUAAAGGGCAGCCUGGUGACCAAGGCUGUGUAGGAUCAUAUGGCGACAAAGGUGUAAGUGGAGAUCCUGGUGAUCCUGGUGCUCCAGGUGAUGUAGGAGCUCCUGGAGUUAAAGGAGUUAAGGGUUGCAGAGGACCAAAUGGAGAUCCAGGUAACCGAGGUGAACCAGGAGAUCCGGGAGCCCCAGGUGUCUGCACAGUGUGUAGUCCAAGUCCUGCUCAAUGUAAGAAAGUUCAAGCGAAAAUGGAUAAUGCUUCUCACCAAAUAAUGUUGAACAGCCUCGAUAAAUUAUAUCAAUCUACGAUGACUGGCAUUGCAUACGGUCAGACGCCAUGCAUGUGCUGUCCAUGCCCUCCAGGGCCAAAAGGGGAUCCAGGUCCCCCACCAGAUCCGAGUUCCUGUCCGCCAGCUCCAAAAGGUGAAUGUGGAACGGCUGGAAAUCCUGGAGCAAUCGGCGAUCCCGGCCUCCCUGGAAGCCCAGGUCUACCAGGCAUUCCUGGCGCUAAAGGUGGCGUAGGAUGUGACGGUAGUCCAGGACUUCCGGGAACAAAUGGAGCUCCGGGUCCAAAUGGACCACCAGGUCCUCCCGGUAAACAAGGCUGUAAAGGAGCACCUGGAGAUGCUGGAAGUCCCGGAAAUCCUGGCGGAAUCGGUCCUAAAGGAUCAAAUGGACCAGACGGCGAUAAAGGUGAUAAGGGAUGUCAAGGACCUGUUGGUCCAGUAGGCGACAAAGGAGAUAUAGGACCUGUAGGACCACCAGGUGCAAAUGGAGAUCCUGGUGCUGAUGGACCAAAAGGAAAUCGUGGACCAAAGGGUGAAGUAGGUGACAACGGAGACCCAGGUAUUAUUGGACUACCUGGAAACCCUGGAGAUGUUGGAAGUUGUGGUGCAAAGGGAGUCACCGGAUUACCGGGUCCAAAUGGUCCAAAAGGUAAUCCAGGAGCACCUGGUGAUCAAGGUCCAACUGGUGCCAAAGGUUCUGUUGGAGAUAACGGUGAUAAAGGAAGUCAAGGUCUUAAAGGCGCAAAAGGCGAACCUGGAGAUAAAGGAAAAACCGGUCAAAAAGGAGCUGUUGGUACCCCAGGAGCACCUGGUGCACCAGGUGACAAAGGUCAAACCGGACAGAAAGGACAGCCUGGACCAAAUGGAGUAUGCCCAGAUAUAUGCAAACCAACAAAAUCUAAGUGCUUGGCUCAAUGUUCUGCUAGAUGCAAUGCUAAUUUAUAUAAAUGCCGAUUUUUUAACAUUGAUGAAAUCCUAUUAACUGAAAUCAAUAAAAAUGUGGCAUCGGCUAUACCUGAUACCGCAACUUGUACGGAUUUACCUUGUUGUCCAUGUUUACCAGGCCCAAAAGGAUGUCCAGGUUUCCCUGGAACGUGUUAUGCUGUACCUGGUAUUGAUGGAACACCAGGUGAUGAUGGCGACAAGGGCGAUCCAGGUCCAGUUGGAGAUCCCGGAGAAAAUGGCGUCGCUGGUGUUCCUGGCAGAAAAGGAGAUCCGGGCCCAGUCGGUGCUCCUGGAUUAAGAGGAGACACGGGAGAUCCAGGAGACCCAGGUCCAAAUGGUCAAGAUGGCGAUUGUGGUUGCAAAGGAAAUACGGGAUCCCCAGGCGGUCCUGGACCAGAUGGAGCUCCAGGAGCCCAGGGUAAUCCUGGUAGUAAAGGAGAAGCAGGCCCAUGUGGUGCUCCAGGCAAUCAAGGACAAAAAGGCCAACAAGGACCUGCAGGAGAUCCAGGUGUUAAUGGAGUACCAGGUCUACAAGGUCCACAAGGACCUGACGGUACCCAAGGAGACAAAGGACAAAAAGGACAACCAGGAGCUCAAGGACCACCCGGACCUAAGGGCGAAACGGGUGAUGUUGGACCAAAUGGGGAACCUGGGGACAUUGGAAAACCUGGUUGUCCUGGAGAUGAUGGACCCAAAGGACCACAAGGUACUGUUGGCGACUCUGGUGACAAAGGAGCAAAAGGUGAACAAGGCGGAACUGGAGAUCCCGGAUCUAAAGGUAAAAAAGGCGUUGCAGGACCAAACGGUACACCAGGACCAGUUGGAGCUCCUGGCGACCCAGGUGACAAAGGAAGCACUGGAUCUACUGGAUCGCCGGGUCCACUUGGUCCACCUGGUCCUAAUGCUCAAUGUCCAGUUCAAACACUUGAUCAAUGCGUGAAAGGAUGUGCAAGCUCAUGUUCAAACAUGUGUAAAGCGGCUUUAAAUAUGUAA